This is a messenger RNA of Mycosarcoma maydis (corn smut), 3903 nucleotides long. RefSeq lists its product as uncharacterized. The record is from RefSeq and is a predicted model, not a curated record. The transcript has a single exon. Lineage: Eukaryota; Fungi; Basidiomycota; Ustilaginomycetes; Ustilaginales. The coding region runs from base 1 to 3903 and encodes 1300 amino acids.
AUGACUAUCCCUCAAACAGCUGCUCAGCCUUCCGAUGGCAGUCAGCAUCGAUCGCUACGCCAGCUGAAUAACCAAACAACUGCGACUUUAUCCCAAGAGCGGAGCACCAUGUUGCCUCCAGAUAUUCCUCCUACCAACCCUCUCCCAAAGCCAAAUUUCUCAUGGACGGCUGAUCCAGCUCUCGCCAGCCAAGUCAACGACCUACCGCCUCGCUACAAUCUUCAUCAGUUUCCUCCAACACCUCCAGCAUUACACAGUCCUCAAGUUGAUUCGGGAUCGUACUUCGAUCAGAGCCAUCACGCCCCUCCGGAUCAUAAUUCGCAUGCAGCUACUCAUUCGUCCCUCACGGAACAGCCACCACGCUUGUUUGCCUCACGCUUUCCAAGAUGGGGAACAUGGCUCGAAAAACGUGCGUUGGAACGACACUAUGCUCAGCUAGAUUCUCAACAGCUAGGUGAUCAACAUCUUGCUACUCCACGCGCAUCAGAGACACCAAAUAGAAAGAAAAGCUGGGGCGCUUGGAUCAACGACCCUGAUGCCGUCAACGAUGACUUUCCGUCUUCCUCUGCACCACAAACGCAAGCGACACCCGUCGCGUCCUCGCUGCCUUCGCUCCACGUAUCCCAAUUCGGUUCUCGUUUCAUCCCGCACCUCUCUGCACAGCCGCUGUGCAGCAUCCUCGUCGAAAUUCCACCGCCUCUCUCUAGUCGGUCUCGAUCAAAUCGUGAUACCAGGAGACGUAUUCUUCUCGUGGGCACAGUGCAAGGCCUGUUUGCAUUUCAGUUCCGUAACACGCAGGCUUCGACUACCAGUGUCUCCCCGACCACCUCGCCACCGAGCCCAACCGAACCCAUUCAUCAAUGGAACGACAACGUGCGAUGUAUCCCUGUGUGGACCGGAUUGGCUGUAUAUCAGAUGAGUGUCUUGUCAUCUCACGAUCAAACCACCUUCAAGAGUGCGCAUGACUCACAGUCUGGAGCCAACACAGGCUCAGGUGUCUUACUCGCCCUCACCUCCCCCUCUACCGCCAAGGACGGGUUCUUGACCUCUUCCCUCAUGCAACUAAGUGCCCACGCUGGCUCGGUCCUGGAAAGUGUGGCUACCUCGGCUGCUUUCCCCCCGGGUUCAUCCAACUCCAGCCAAAGCAGCCACGGCAUUCCUGAUACAAACGAAGGGGUCGCUGCUGCCAAUUUUGGCUCUACAUCUGGAGGAGGGCCCGGGCGUGCCGUUCCCCCCGGCGGCACUGGCCUGGUGAGGAUGUGGCAUUUGCAGGCAAUCAGGGAGCUUCUCGUUUAUGCACUCGACAGACACGAUGCUCAGAUUCCGAUCAAUCUCGCUGCAGCAUCCGGAAUUCAAGCAGCAGACAAGCGACCAGGUCUUGGCUCUCUUUUUAGGAGGACGUUUUCCCGGCAAAGGGGCAGGUCGGAAGCCAAGAUACCAGCACAUGAACGAAGCAACUCUAGUACCUUUAUGUCUACAAAUAUGCAAACCUCACCAAACCCAGGUAGAAACGACAUGUCUCCGACGCGCUCUCCACCUUCUUUGCAGACUUCGCCGGACUUUCGCAAUCAUGAAGACGCGCAUGAGCAAAAUCUUCGACCCGAGCCAAGCCGAAAAGCGUCCCGUAAUCAAGAACACAAUCCGAGCUCACCGCAUAGAUCACCCUCAUCGACAAAACAUCCGACUGACCCUGCACACGCUGCCGCCGUACGCCUCGCCUUAAGCUCGGUGCCUAUACAGCCCCCUUCCCACGUUACCGCUGCAUCGCACGGUAGCAACGCUUCCUUUUCCUCGCUGUUCGCCGACGAUCUCCUCCAAUCCUUUUCAGGCGCCCGCCAAGGGGGAGCGAAGGGCAAGGAUCGCGAAAUUGGUGUGCAGGCUGCUUCCAAGGGUGUUCUAUUCUUCUCGGUCCACGAGGCCGACAAGAACACCAAGGCAUCCGGUACAUGGUAUCUAGCCAUAGCAUACGCUCGCAGCGUGUUAGUCUACGAGGCUGCAGCCACUGCCAGAGGCACAUCAUCGAGAGCUUGGUCAUUUCUGAAAGAGUUUUACGCGCCUUUCCCUAUCAAAGCCGUUGCUUUCGCCCCUGCAGCGGUCUCGGACGAGCUUCAUGCUUUCGCGAACCUUGGCCCCUUACCCACCAGCACAGGACCGACCAAGCUAAGAGUGGCAUCUGCCGAAGGUACUCUCACGUCGAAAAAGGGAUCUAAUCGCGACCAGGGGCCUGCAAGUGGUAGCUCGAGCCCUGUCAGCACACAUCGCGGGAGUGCUGUUAGUGCUGCUCCCGCGUCCUGGCACAAAGCUGACCUUUGUCUUUUGCUCGGCUUCGGUCGGAGGGCGGUGCUGGUACGCCUGAGGGAUUCUAACGUACGCGAGAUGGAAGUCAGACCGCUGGCUCAACUCAUGGCUGCCGCCGCUGAUGACAGUGCGACUCGACUGUCACUCCAGCCUUACGCUGUACCGGCUUCCGCUGGCUACCAAUCAAGUCAGGAUCGUUCGCGACCCUUAAGCAUGGUUGGCGAUGUAGAACUGUCCACAGAACGCCUGCCGCCAAGCACUUCCUCACACUCACGCACAGGGUCUAUCGAGCAAAAGCUUCGAGACGCCAUUCUCGACAAACGGUCAAGCAAGCACAAUUGGGUGGGCUUUUCCGCCAUUGAAGCGCGCAUCUACGUUCGACAGCGGUUUGUCCCGGUGGAAAGGCGCCGCGAUGCGAUCAACGAAAUGUGGCCGCUCGCUUCAGAGAUGUGGGGACCUUCACCAGUAGGUCUUUCGAUGGCCAGGAACGUGGGUGUUGCCAUGCCGACCUCUCCGGCAGCAGCGGACAAGGCUCUUCCCCGGGUACCCGCGCCACAGAAUGUACCCUUCGAUCGACGCUUCUCAAGGUUGCACCUAUCCGAGCAACAGUCGCAAUACCACGAACAGCUUCAGGCCGAGAGCAGCAGCGACAGUGACGACGAUCUUGGCCCUAUCGAUACGCGAGAGCGAGCAGCAAAGUAUCAGCUGACAGAUCCUGGCCCUCUGCCUCCCGCGAACGGUGCAAGAGCUCACGCUGACGUCCACUGCACGACACCGAAGCGUGCGUCGUCGUUAGCCUCUACCGAGCUUGUCUCUGCCAAGUUGGCACUUGCGUCGAAAGGCGGCCUGACGCACAUUCUGUCGCUUCCAUUGGCAGCAGAGGUCGCUCAAGCUGCACCUCUUGCAGUCGUUCAGUGGUCUGAUACACCUAAUGCUGUCUCGGGAUGGGCGCGAGUGUUGGGUGUCGAACGCGCCACUUCGCGAGGACCUGCGCCGUUUGGUGCACAGAACGACGCCACGCGGGCGUCCAGCAUCGACGCUCGGCGCCGGAUGGACAGGCUGGUGCUGCAGGUGGGCGUGACGUGCGUUGCAUUCAUGGCAAGUCGCAUCGAAGCGAGAAAAGUGUCGUUCAAGGUCGAGGUCGAGGUGAACUUCGACGUGUUGCCUCAUAGCGAGCUCGAGCCGAUCGCGAUUUCGCCUGAUACAGGGUAUACCCGCGCCGAUGGCUGCUCAGCAGGCUUGAUAAGUGAGGCCGAUAUCGACGAUUCAGGCAGCGGUGAGUGGCCUGCGCGGGCAGGCGCGACGCGCUUCGGCUACCCACCUAUGCACACGCCAGGACAAGCGUCUCGCCACCCCAUCGGUAAUAGCGCUGUCAGCCGAGAACUGGAAUACCUAUGUGCACCGCUGCUCACCCUCCAUCCUGUCGACUUGGACGUUCACAGCUGCGGUGCACAGUCGCACGUCCUGCCGCUCGCACCAGCAGCUGGAUACAAAUCGACAUGCCACGCCAUGCUACCACAUCUCGGCGGUGACGCUCCGAUCAUCGCAUUUGACUGGCGCGGUGCGGAUGAUUUCCGCAUCUUCACCGUCGGCAUCGCUGGUUAG